AUCAGCGGCUGCAACCUUUCUCCUUGCAUGUCUUUUAUGUGCUGAUAUGGUAUAGAAAGGGCAAGAGACUAUGGUUUCUCCUUUGCAAGAAGACUAGUAGAAACACUCAGAAGAAUUACGAGGCCAUGAUAGAAUCAUAUGGAUCCCUAGCUCCAAAAAGAUACAUGUACUCAGAGGUAAUGAAGAUAACAUCUUCUCACAGCGAUCUUCUUGGAAAAGGAGGUUAUGGUGUCGUUUUAAAAGGAAGACUACAUGAUGGUCGUCUAGUUGCUAUGAAAUUCUUGCAUGAUUGCAAAGGAAACGGGGAUGAGUUUGUGAAUGAAGUUAUGAGCAUUGGAAGGACAUCACAUGUUAAUAUUGUUAGUUUAUUUGGGUUUUGUUUGGAGGGAUCAAAACGUGCUCUUAUAUAUGAGUACAUGUCCAACAGUUCCUUGGAUAAGUACAUUUACUCAGAGAGCCCCAAAGCAAUUUUAGGAUGGGAGAGGCUCUAUGCGAUAGCAAUUGGGAUUGAUCGUGGCCUCGAAUACUUGCACCAUAGCUGUAAUACACGUAUCGUCCAUUUUGAUAUCAAGCCCCAAAAUAUCCUGUUAGACAAAGAUUUUAUCCUAAAGAUUGCUGAUUUUGGUCUAGCUAAAUUGUGCCAUACAAAGGAGAGCAAGCUUUCAAUGACUGGAGCUAGAGGAACAAUUGGAUUUAUCGCCCCAGAAGUUCACUAUCCAACCUUCGGGGUGGUUUCAACAAAGUCGGAUGUCUAUAGUUACGUAAUGAUGUUGCUGGAGAUGGUUGGAGGUAGGAGAAACGUAAAAUCAAUUGUAGCAAAAUCCAGCGAAAAGUAUUUUCCAGAUUGGAUUUAUGACCACUUUGCAGAAGAUGAUGGAUUACAAGCAUGUGAAGUCACAAUAGAAAUUGAGGAGAUUGCAAGAAAGAUGAUCAUAAUUGGCUUGUGGUGCAUACAAGUGUUACCUAUGUAUCGUCCUACUAUAACCCAAGUUCUAGAAAUGUUUGAGAGAAACUUAGAUGAUCUGGACAUGCCACCAAAGCAGAACUUCUGUGAACUACUUGAAAGUUCAGCUCAGAAUAUGGAUGUACAAAGUUCAAGUUCUACCAUACCUGAGGAGAUCAGCCUUGUGAAUUCAAAAAUACUACAACAAUCGCGACCUCUUUGAGCAGAUAGGCCAUGUGAAUCGAAGAACCUACAUUCACUUCCAUCACUGUGAGAAGGUGGCCUGUACUAGAGUAUAUUCAGAAAUGGAACAAGCGCAGCGAAAUUCGGCAUUGUAGCAGAAAAUAUUCCAUGUAUGCAUUACCUUGAACCAAGAGCAUCUGCAUGCCAGUGUCCUAUGUUAUGCAUCACAGAAAGAAUAAAAUUUAUUCUGAUGAGUUUUGUGUUCCAACUGCUAAAAGGCAUGGGAGGCAGACAUCCACCAAGGCCUUCUUGACUGUAACUACAGUGGUAGAGCCCCAAAAUUUCAGAAUCCGGAUGCAUACAGUGUAUAUAACAAUUGUGAAAUUAUAUGCCAAUUCAUAGCAAGCUGAUUGAUCGUGAAA
Hordeum vulgare subsp. vulgare (domesticated barley) is the source of this 1548-nucleotide messenger RNA. Its product is annotated as LEAF RUST 10 DISEASE-RESISTANCE LOCUS RECEPTOR-LIKE PROTEIN KINASE-like 2.5. The transcript has 2 exons. Gene Ontology annotation, molecular function: ATP binding; protein kinase activity. Lineage: Eukaryota; Viridiplantae; Streptophyta; Magnoliopsida; Poales; Poaceae. Gene Ontology annotation, biological process: protein phosphorylation. The record is from RefSeq and is a predicted model, not a curated record. Bases 126 to 1166 code for a protein of 346 amino acids.